GUCCCCACCGCUGUCCCUUCUAGUAACCCCACCACUGAUUUUCCUACUGUCCCUACUGCUGUCCCCACCACUGCCCUUCCUACUAUUUCCACUAUUGUCCCUACUGCUGUUCUCACCACUGUCCCUACUCCAGCCCCCAGCACUGACCCCACCAUCUCCCCUAGUCCUAUCCCAACUAGCCCCACCAUCUCCACUACUCCUAUCCCAACCACUUUCCCCACCACUGUCCCUCCUGCUGUCCCUUCUACUGUCCCUUCUACUAUCCCCACUGUUUCUUCUACUUCUGUCCCCAUGACCAACCCUACUGCUGUUUCCCCUAUUGUCUCCUCCACUGAUCCCACCACUGUUCUCACCAUUCUCCCUACUGCUUUCCCCGCCACUGUCGAUCUGACUGUGUCCACCACUGUCCCCACCACUGCCCUUCCUACUAUUCCGACCAUUCUCCCUACUGCUUUCCCCACCACUGUCCCUGCUACUGUCCCCACAACUGUCCCUACUCCUGCCAUCAGCACUGUCCCCACCACUGUCCCUUCUACUGGACCCACCACUGUCACUAUUCCUAGUCCAACCACUUUCCCCACCACUGUCCCUCCUACUGUCCCUUCUACUAUCCCCAGUGCUUCUUCUAUUUCUGUCCCCACGACCGACCCUACUGCUGUUUCCCCUAUUGUCUCCUCUACUGUCCCCACCACUGUUCCCACCAUUCUCCCUACUCCAGCCCCCAGCACAGUCCCUUCUACGGGCCCCACGACAUUCCCUACUGCUGUUUCCACAAUUGCCCUUUCCACUGUCUCCACCACAGUUCCCACAGUUGUUCCUACUGCUGUCCUUACAACUUCCCCUUCUACUGUCCCCACCACUGUCCCAACUACUGCCCCCACUGCUGUCCACACUGCUGUGCCCACCACUGUCCUUACUGCUUUCCCCCCCAUUCUCUCCUCCACUUUCCCCACUACUGUUCCCACCAUUCUCCCUACUGCUUUCCCCGCCACUGUCCAUCCAACUGUGUCCACCACUGCCCUACCUACUGUCACUACUCCUAGCCACACCACCUCCACUACUCCUAUCCCAACACUUCCCCACCACGUUACUACUCCUAGCCACACCACCUCCCCUACCUAUCCCAACCACUGUCCCCACCACUGUUACUACUCCUAGCCACACCACCUCCCCUAGUCCUAUCCCAAUCACUGUCCCCACCACUGUUACUACUACCUACUCCAC
Haplochromis burtoni (Burton's mouthbrooder) is the source of this 1224-nucleotide messenger RNA. RefSeq names its product hepatitis A virus cellular receptor 1-like. The transcript has a single exon. The coding region runs from base 292 to 1158 and encodes 288 amino acids. NCBI's taxonomy places the organism in Eukaryota, Metazoa, Chordata, Actinopteri, Cichliformes, Cichlidae. The record is from RefSeq and is a predicted model, not a curated record.